Molecule: messenger RNA, 534 nt
Organism: Talaromyces rugulosus
Lineage: Eukaryota; Fungi; Ascomycota; Eurotiomycetes; Eurotiales; Trichocomaceae
Exons: 1
Coding region: 1-534 (177 amino acids)
Biological process (GO): amino acid transmembrane transport
Cellular component (GO): membrane
Molecular function (GO): amino acid transmembrane transporter activity
Source: RefSeq, a predicted model, not a curated record
AUGUAUAUCCGGCCUAAUCCGCCUGGCGCCUUCGCGGAGUAUAUCGCUACGGGACCUCUGGGCCGCUUCGAGGGCUUCUUGGGCUCCCUUUGGAGCGCAUCCUUCACGGUAGUAGGCCCAGAAUAUGUAUCUAUGGUAGCUGGGGAAACAAAACUGCCCCGGGUAUACCUCAAGACCGCGUUCAAGACCACAUAUGCCCGGUUCGCUUUCUUCUUUAUCGGAAGCGCCUUAGCCGUAGGCCUUGUGGUCCCGUAUAAUGACGAGACGCUAUUAGCUAUCCUUGGUGGCUCAGCUAGUGGUUCGGGCACUGCAGCAGCCCCUCCAUAUGUCAUUGCUAUGAAAAAUCUUGGCAUUAGCGUCCUACCACACAUCACCAACGCGCUAUUAGUGACAAGCAUAUUUUCUGCUGGGAACUCCUACGUCUAUUACGGGAGUCGGAGUCUCUACAGCCUCUCCUUACAAGGCCAAGCACCUAAGUUCCUGCGCCGAUGCACCAAAAAAGGCGUCCCGAUCUACUGUCUCUUCGUCCUUUAG